GCUGGUGAGUGAGCUUGGGAAGCUUUAGAGUUGGUGGUGGGUGCGAGGCGGGUCCAGCCCUGGAUGACUGUAACGAGGACUGUGUAGUGCAACAUUUGGUGCAGUUUUGCAGAAACUCCAUUCCGUAUCGCUAGUGUGCACCGAACACGACCGGGAGGAGACGUGGAUAGAUCUGAGAAGCAGCCCUCAUGCAUCUCAGUGGUUAGGGGACGGGAAAGUUCAGUCGUUUUUUCUUAAUGUCUUGUGGAAGUAAAGCAGCUGUUUUGAAGAUUAGACUUUAAGGUUUUUGGUAAAUCUCUAAGAUUUUCCACAGAAGCAAUGUCUUUGGUUCCGGUAGCUCCCUAUAUAUAUACACCCUUGAAUCUACUUAAAGAAGGUACAAUUGUCCAUGUCUAUGGUGUUGUGAAAUUCUUUAAGCCUCCAUAUCUCAGCAAAGGAACAGAUUAUUGCUCAGUAGUAACAAUUGUGGACCAGACAAAUGUGAAGUUAACAUGCAUGCUCUUUAGUGGAAACUAUGAAGCCCUUCCAAUCAUUUAUAAAGUUGGAGACAUUGUUCGCUUUCACAGGCUGAAGAUCCAAGUCUAUAAAAAUGAGCUUCAGGGAAUCAACAGCUCUGGUUUUGCAUCUCUGACAUUUGAAGGAACUUUAGGGACUCCUGUCACAGCACGUACUUCAAGCAAACAGUUCAACUUCACUGCUGAGGACCAAAAAAUGGUAGAAGCCUUGCGGGUUUGGGCAUCCACACACAUGUCCGCUUCUUCAGCUCUGGUGCAGCUGUGUGAUGUUCAACCCAUGCAGUAUUAUGACCUGACUUGUCAGCUCCUGGGCAAAGCAGAAGUGGAUGGAACAGCCUUUCUUCUAAAGGUAUGGGACGGGACAAGGACGGUGUUUCCCUCUUGGAGAGUCUCCAUUCAAGAUCUUCCUUUUGAAGGUGAUUUAAAUCACAUUCUGCAGCUACAGAGUCUGGUGAUAGAUGUUCUGGUCUAUGAUAACCAUGUUCAAGUGGCAAAAUCCCUGAAGGUUGGAAGCUUUCUUAGAAUAUAUAGCCUCCAUACCAAACUUCAGUCUGUUAAUUCAGAGACCAACAGCUCAUCUUUAAGGUUGGAGUUUCAUCUCCAUGGAGGGACCAGUUAUGGUCGGGGAAUAAUGGUUUUCCCAGAAACUAGCUCUUGUGUGGAUCAGCUGAAAAAAGAUUUAAAAUGUGCAGAACUGGCAAUCAAUCAGCCCUCAAAUGGUAUCAGUCAAUCAGAGAAUGAGGACAGCUUUUCACUUUCAAACUCCGGCUCAGGAUCAGUAUCACUGUAUGAGGUAGAGCGAUGUCAACAAGUCUCUGCUACAAUACUUACAGAUCACCAAUAUUUAAAGAAAACACCAGUGUGUGCCAUUUUGAAGCAAAAGGCUCCUCAACAGUAUCGAAUCCGUGCAAAACUAAGAUCGUACAUGCCCAGAAGACUUUUCCAGGCUGUUAAACUUCUUUGUCCUCAAUGUCACUCGUUGCAAGAAGUUCCAUAUGAGGACAACUUGGAUAAAAUUUUGCAAGAUGCUACAACUAAAGCUCCAAAUAGCAAGCUGCAAGAUACAUCACUGUAUGACUCAAAAGUCUGGUCCACUGAAGGCCAAGGAGGACGGCAGGUCGCUGUUCACUUUGUGAAAAAUGGUGACAUUCUCCCUAUUUCAAGUGAAUGUCUAAUUUUGGUAGAAGGAGGAAGGCUCUGUGAAGUCUCUAAACUAUCAAGCAAGUUUCACAGUGUUAUUCCUGUGAGGUCCGGCCCUGAGGACCUGGAGCUGCUAGACCUUUCGGCACCAUUCCUCAUACAAGGAAAAGUGUAUCACUACGGAUGUAAACAGUGUUCAAGAUUGAAAUCUAUACAAAACCUAAAUUCCAUUGUUAAUAAAGGACUAUGGAUUCCUUCUACUGUGGCAAAAGUUCUGGGCAUUGUACCUCUACAGUAUGUGUUUGUUAUGACUUUCACUCUGGAUGAUGGAACAGGAGUACUGGACACUUACCUCAAGGAUUCUGAGAACUUUUUCAAGAUCCCAGCAUCGGAAGUCCUCACUGAUGAUGACCUUCAAAGAAGUCUAGAAACAAUCAUGAAUAUGAUGUGUCCUCCAGGAAUAAAAAUUGAUGCAUACCCAUGGCUGGAGUGCCUCAUCAAGUCCUACAGUGUCACUGUCGGAGCAGAGCAACGAAUUUGUUACCAGAUUUUUGAUACCACAGUUGGAGAAGACAUCGUCUAAUGCUGCCAUUCAGUGCAGUGUGUUUGGGAUUUUAUAAUUUUAGAAAAAAUUACAACUCUGAGAUUGUCAGAAGAUACUAUUGUCAAAUUCACUAAAUGACUAGUGUCAUUUUCAUUAUAGCUUAGUACUUUUGUACAGAGAAACACUUUAUUGUUAUUUAUGCCUUCUUGUGAACAUGUUAAAAAUGCCUUGUUGCUCAACAUGUCCAGGGAAGUACAGUAUGAGGCUAUAGCACUUGAGGACCAGGCUUUUGUGGCUCCUGUUUAUAAAACACUGGUGGCUACAUUUCAUUUGUCUACAGAAGAAUCCCCUUAUCGACCCGACCCUGCUGAAAGAAGUCUUGGGCUUCUAUGUACGAGUAUAUGGUUAGAUGGCUCCAACUGAAGAAAUGCUUAUCUGAGUGAGUCUCACUAUGCUAAAAGGAGUGUUUCUUCAAGUAGACAUGGCAGAAUUUUGUUUUGUUUUGUUUAGGUGCUGAUGUUGCUUAUAGGAUAAAUGUUUCUCUUUAAAACAAAUAGUAUAUCUGACUUCCUACUUCUCUUUGUAAACUAGAAGUUAUCCCAUUCAAUACCAGCUAAUAAAUUAUUGAAAUUUA
Molecule: messenger RNA, 2833 nt
Organism: Peromyscus maniculatus bairdii (prairie deer mouse)
Lineage: Eukaryota; Metazoa; Chordata; Mammalia; Rodentia; Cricetidae
Gene: Pot1
Product: protection of telomeres 1
Biological process (GO): telomere capping; regulation of telomere maintenance via telomerase
Cellular component (GO): chromosome, telomeric region; nuclear telomere cap complex
Molecular function (GO): telomerase inhibitor activity; G-rich strand telomeric DNA binding
Source: RefSeq, a predicted model, not a curated record